UCUAUAUAUCUCACUGCAGCAUCGAAUAAAACGUUCGCCUUUAGCCAGACGUAAAGCGUCAGUAAGGGCGCAGCUUUGAGAAGUGGUUUGACGCACCGCUGAUAAUUAUCCACCACCACAAAGGGUUAAAUGAGGGGCGUCGCCUCCGCUGCUCUGCUCUGGCGGAUGCUGGCCGGAUGCAGGUGAUGCCCGAUGUGCCAAGCAGUCUCAGCAUCCUCCGAGUCCGACCAAACGGGGUGCGGUCACGCCACACCAGUCUCCAAAUCGGAGAAAUUGCUAAAUCGGUGAGUCAAUUCAGAGCUACGAUGCAACCAGGAGCACGAUAAUUUAUUCAAACAGAACGCACAUAACGCGGGCAUUGUUCUCUCUUGUAGAAAUGAGAUCGAGUCUUUGAGGCAAAGAAUACAGUACCAGAGACGAACCGGAAGAGUGCUGGGCAAGCAUUAUUCAUUUAUACCGUGAGAUUUACCACAGGAAUUGCGCUAUUCAAUAGCCUAUAGUGCGGUCGUGGCAAAGUCUGCUAAGUGAUUCUACCAUUGCUCUAAGCAAUCAUGGCAUGGCCCUGUAUCACAAGGGCUUGCUGCAUUAACCGCUUCUGGAGUGAGUUAGAUAAAGCAGACAUUGCGGUGCCUUUGGUCUUCACGAAAUACUCCGAUGUGGCCGAAGUGCAGCAUGUGCACCCGCAGCGGCAGCCUCGAGACCGGUCAGUCGCCAUAGAGACGCAGGCUCCCGCUAGCGAGCAGGAGUCAGCGCCGCCGAAGAGUGCCGCAUUGGGUGAUGGAGGCUCCAGCUCGUCCGUGAUGCGUCAGGACUUUAAGGCUUGGAAGGUGCGCCCAGAGCGAAGCUGCAAGCCCCGCAACCAGUACCACCCCUCUGAGGCCCCUUUCAACAACGAAUCCCAGUACCAAAAGGAUUACAAGCCAUGGCCCAUCCCCAAGAAGGGCGACCACCCCUGGAUCCCCAAAGCUAGCCCCACCAAGUCCGCCUCAGACAGCGCAGUGCCCUCUGCCAAAGAGAAGGCUGUCGCGGAGGUGGACACAGGCGUGGAGAAAUGCGAGAUUGAGGAGAAACAGCAGGAGAAGGAGAAACCCAAGGAGAGGGAGAAAAAAGUGGUGAAGAAGGAGACAGAGGCAGAGAAGAGUAGUAAGCAGGAGCCAGAGGAGAAGGCUCCGGAGGGGAAAGCACCUGAGGGGAAAGGCAGGGCUGCUGCAGACGCACUCAACAGACAGAUCAAACAGGACGCCACCACUGGAAGCUCCUACAGGACGGAGUUCAAGGCCUACACUGACGUGAAGCCAGUGAGGCCCAUCCGAGCCAAGUCCCAGUACAAAAUGCCCACCACGGAGAAGGCCAGCCUGGAGACCAGCUACAGCGCCACCUUCAGGGGGGAGCAGGGAGUGCCGCAGGACAACAAGCAGCUGGACCGCCGCCGGAUACGCAGCCUCUACAAUGAGCCCAGGAAGGACGCCAAGGUGGAGAAGACCGGCAGCCUGCAGUCCAAACCCAAAAAGAGCACCACAUCCACAAGCCACAGCAAACAGGUGAGAAAGGCCAAAGACAAGCAGAAGGACAAGGAUAAAGACAAGGAGAAGGAGAAGAAGGAGAAGGAGAAGGAUGGGAUCCUGACGACCAAGAAGAAGAGCUCCGUGACCAGCCUCCAGUCUGACCCCGUCGCUGCCCCCCCCACCACCACCGCCACCACCGCUGCCACGGUCAGCAAACAGAGCAAAGAGAUGAUCAACAGACUGGCCAACGAGGGCAAGGAGUGAUGCCACCGCACUUUUCAUACACUGAUGUGGGGGGUCAGGUGAUGUUGUGGUGGCACAGAGGGAGUUCCUCUGCCCACCUCUGAGCUCUCCUGCCCUCGUCUGCCAGCUAACCACCCCCUCCCCCUCUUCUCUCCCUUCUUCUCUCUCCUCUCCUUUACACUCUUCUCCACUCUCCUUUCCUUCCUCUCAUCUUCUCUCCUCCUCUCAUUUCCCUCCUCUCUCCCUUUUAUCUCCUCUAUUCUCCUCUCCUCUAAUUUCCUCUCCUCUCCUCUCCUCU
This is a messenger RNA of Sardina pilchardus (European sardine), 2046 nucleotides long. RefSeq names its product microtubule-associated protein 6 homolog. Gene Ontology annotation, biological process: microtubule cytoskeleton organization; cytoskeleton-dependent intracellular transport; regulation of microtubule cytoskeleton organization. Lineage: Eukaryota; Metazoa; Chordata; Actinopteri; Clupeiformes; Clupeidae. The coding region runs from base 552 to 1769 and encodes 405 amino acids. Gene Ontology annotation, molecular function: microtubule binding; calmodulin binding. Gene Ontology annotation, cellular component: microtubule; cis-Golgi network; Golgi-associated vesicle. The record is from RefSeq and is a predicted model, not a curated record. The transcript is spliced from 3 exons.